CAUACCGGGGCCCUGAACAAGCUGUCACAAUCAGGAGCAUGAAUUUGUCCUGCUUCAUGCCAUCAUCUGACGCUCCCAUCCUCGCGAUCGCAUAAUUUCUCUUGUGUGGGCACCCCCUCGUUACACAUUCGCUCCUUACUCUGCUGCUGAAGCUGCGGCUUCACCGAACCACCCACCAUGGCUUCGUCACCAAGUAUGCUUACCAAGUUCGAGUCGAAAUCGUCCCGAGCUAAGGGCAUUGCCUUCCACAGCAAACGACCAUGGAUUCUAGUAUCCCUGCACUCGUCCACGAUUCAGUUAUGGGACUAUCGCAUGGGUACCUUGAUAGACCGGUUUGAAGAACAUGAUGGUCCCGUUCGCGGUGUCGAUUUUCACAAAACUCAACCUAUGUUCGUCUCUGGCGGUGACGACUACAAGAUCAAAGUAUGGUCGUUACAGACAAGACGGUCUAUUGCAACACUGGUAGGCCAUCUUGAUUAUGUGCGUACCGUGUUUUUCCACCAGGAAAUGCCUUGGAUUCUCUCCAGCUCCGAUGAUCAGACGAUACGCAUAUGGAAUUGGCAGAAUAGAAGCUUGCUAUGCACUUUGACUGGACACAACCACUAUGUCAUGUGUGCUCAAUGGCAUCCAACGCAGGACCUUAUCGCAUCUGCUAGUUUGGACCAAAGUGUGAGAGUGUGGGACAUAUCUGGGCUAAGAAAGAAGCAUUCGGCACCAACAUCUAUGUCAUUCGAAGACCAGAUGGCACGAGCGAAUGCACAGGCGGAUGUUUUUGGCAACACGGAUGCCGUGGUCAAAUUUGUUCUUGAAGGGCAUGACCGUGGCGUCAAUUGGGUAUCAUUCCACCCAACACUCCCGCUGCUUGUCUCCGCAGGCGAUGACCGAUUGGUAAAGCUUUGGCGUAUGAGCGAGACGAAGGCUUGGGAGGUUGACACAUGCAGAGGCCAUUUCCAGAACACAUCUUGUUGUCUGUUCCACCCACAUCUUGAUCUCAUUCUCAGCGCAGGCGAAGACAAGACCAUUCGAGUGUGGGACCUGAAUAAACGAACCUCUGUGCAGUCUUUCAAGCGGGAAAAUGAUCGUUUUUGGGUUCUUGCUGCACAUCCUACGAUUAACCUUUUCGCUGCUGGGCAUGACAACGGCGUUAUGGUGUUCAAGCUUGAGCGGGAAAGACCUGCUGCAACUGUCUAUCAAAAUCAACUUUUCUUCAUCACUAAGGAGAAGCACGUUCGGGUUUACGAUUUCACGAAGAAUACUGAGAGUCCAUCCAUGCUGUCGCUUAAGAAAUUUGGACAGCCAUGGCAGCCACCAAGAACACUAUCUUUCAACCCAGCGGAGCGUGCUGUAUUAGUCACGUCAAGUCUAGAUGGCGGCUCAUAUGAACUCGUCAGUCUUCCUCGAGACGCCAGUGGAGCUGUGGAACCCACAGACACAAAAAGAGGCUCCGGUAAUUCGGCUAUUUUCGUUGCACGCAAUCGUUUUGCGGUUUUCAGCAAGCAAAAUCAACAGAUCGACAUUAAAGAUCUCUCAAAUAGCACCACAAAAACCAUAAAGCCCCCUCCAGGUACCACGGACAUAUACUUCGGUGGGCCAGGCUGCUUACUUAUACUCACGCCGACCAGUGUUGUGCUCUACGAUAUUCAACAGAAGAAGGAGCUUGCAGAGCUUGCAGUGAGUGGCGUCAAGUAUGUCGUUUGGAGCACAGAUGGCCUGCAUGCUGCUUUACUCAGCAAACACAAUGUCACAAUUGUCACGAAAAAUCUGCAGCAGGUCAGUACAUUGCACGAGACGAUCCGGAUCAAGAGUGCUGCUUGGGACGAUGCCGGUGUUCUGUUGUACAGCACGCUCAACCACAUUAAAUAUACUCUGAUGAACGGAGACAAUGGUAUUGUCAGAACUCUUGAACAAACUGUUUACCUUGCGAAGGUGAAAGGAAGGAAUGUUUACUGCCUGGACCGAAGUGCCAAGGUGAAGAUUAUAACCAUCGAUCCUACGGAGUACCGUUUCAAACUUGCCUUGGUAAAGCGGAAUUAUGAUGAGAUGCUCAACAUCAUCCGCACAUCGAGCUUGGUCGGUCAGAGUAUCAUUUCUUACUUGCAGAAGAAAGGAUACAGUGAAAUUGCGCUGCAAUUCGUCCAAGAUCCGCAGACUCGAUUUGAUCUUGCUAUUGAAUGCGGAAACCUGGAUGUUGCCGUGGAAAUGGCGAAGCAGAUUGAUCGACCACAAUUGUGGCAGCGGUUGAGCAACGAGGCCCUUGCCCAUGGUAACCACCAAAUCGUCGAGAUGACAUACCAGAAAUUGCGUUACUUCGAUAAGCUCUCAUUCUUGUACCUCUCAACAGGCGAUCGGGACAAACUUAACCGCAUGCAAAAGAUUGCAGAGCAUCGUGGCGACAUGACAGCUCGUUUCCAGAACAGCCUCUAUCUUGGGGAUAUCGAGAAUCGUAUCGAAAUGUUCAAGGAGCUUGAUUUGUAUCCGCUUGCGUAUCUCACUGCAAAAGCGCACGGAAUGGAUGAGGAAGCAGCAUCUCUAUUGGAGCUUUCCGGUUUGACAGAGGAACAGAUCAGCGUCCCGAGCACAGCUACACCUAAUCCUAUCCCAUUGGCGUCUGUUCGAACAUAUCUUGCCAACUGGCCAACCAAGACGACGUCGUCAACCGCAUUCGAGAAAGUACUCUUUGGCCAAGAUGGCGGUGAUGAUGACGGUGCUGCCAAUGCAUACGGCGAAGAAGAUCUUAUUGAGCCAGAAACUCCUGCUGACAGGAAUGGAGGUCUUGAUGAUGAGGAGGAGGAUGAAGGCGACGCAGAAGGCUGGGAUAUGGGCGAGGAUGUUGAAGCAGAGGCAGAGAGUGACUUUGUCAAUGUCGAAGCUGUUGAGGCCGGUGCUGGAAGUAGCGAAGCGGAUCUGUGGGCUAGAAACUCGCCAAUUGCUGCAGACCAUGUUGCUGCUGGUUCAUACGAAUCAGCAAUGCAGCUGCUGAACCGCCAGGUUGGCGCUGUCAACUUCAAGCCACUCCAAUGGCGCUUCGCAGAGAUCUAUCAGGCCUCGAAAACAUUCUUGCCUGCCAGUCCUGGCUUAGCCCCGCUCGUUAACUACGUGCGACGCACAGUAAACGAGACUGAUUCGAGAAAGGUUCUCCCCAUUAUUCCGCGCGAUCUGGAGUCUAUUCUCAACACUGAGUUCCAGGCUGGGAAGACACAAAUGCGCACAAACAAACUUGAGGAUGGCGUGCAAACAUUUAGGAAAAUUCUGCAUUUGCUGCUCUUGAAUGCGGUCUCGUCAACAGCCGAAGUAAACGAGGCAAAGAAACUCAUUCACACAGCCGCUCAAUAUGUCCUGGCCAUGACCGUUGAACUCGAGCGCCGCAAGCUGAUAAACAACAGCCAGGAUGUGUCAUCUUUCGAUGAUGAAACUAAGAAGCGUGCAUUCGAGCUCUCGGCAUAUUUCACGAUUCCCGAGAUGGAGCCAGCACAUGUUACUCUUGCGCUUUUCUCUGCAAUGAACUUUGCGCAUAAGAAUAAACAACUCUCUUCGGCACUCAGUUUCGCCAAUUCUCUGAUUGAAAAAGGCACAAACACAAAAUUCAAGGAGACAGCCAAGAAGAUCAAGACAGUUUGCGAACGUAACCCGAAUGAUGCUAUUGACAUCGACUUUGAUCAGUUUGCGGAUUUUGAGGUCUGCGGCGCAUCGCACACGCCUAUAUAUGGUGGAUCGCCAAGCGUUUCCUGCCCGUACGACGGUGUGAAGUACCACUCGAAGUAUAAGGGCACGGUCUGCAAGGUUUGCGAGGUUGCACAGAUCGGUGCACCUGCUAGUGGUCUACGCUUGUUUCUGUGAGCGGUAAGAGAUGAUGUGUUGAACGAUACCACGAGCAUGGUGGACGUGACGCGUAUGGCUCUCAUUUAGCGGGAAUGGCGCAUAGAAGCAAACGAAGUGAUCUCUCAUACUGCAUUUCUGAUGAGGCCGAAAUAAAUAGUGAAAGGGACGACAGGAUUAGCUAGAACCAGCGAGAUAAGAAUUUGAGACGUUCAAGUACUUCCACGAGAGCGUUUGCAAUCGUUGUUAGCUUUUGUUUUGUCGAGGUUUU
Molecule: messenger RNA, 4087 nt
Organism: Verruconis gallopava
Lineage: Eukaryota; Fungi; Ascomycota; Dothideomycetes; Venturiales; Sympoventuriaceae
Exons: 6
Coding region: 178-3837 (1219 amino acids)
Biological process (GO): retrograde vesicle-mediated transport, Golgi to endoplasmic reticulum; intra-Golgi vesicle-mediated transport; intracellular protein transport
Cellular component (GO): COPI vesicle coat
Molecular function (GO): structural molecule activity; protein binding
Source: RefSeq, a predicted model, not a curated record